AUGCGGGAAUAUAAGCUUGUCGUACUUGGUAGUGGCGGCGUAGGCAAAAAAAAAUAUGACCCGACGAUUGAGGAUAGUUAUAGGAAGCAGGUCGAAAUUGAUUCUCAACAGUGCAUGCUCGAGAUUUUAGAUACAGCUGGCACUGAACAAUUUACUGCUAUGAGAGAUUUAUACAUGAAGAAUGGUCAGGGUUUCUUGCUAGUCUAUUCUAUCACGUCGCAAGCAACGUUCAACGAUCUAGUUGAUCUUCGCGAGCAAAUUCUUCGUGUCAAGGACGUUGACGAGUUCCCCUUGGUUUUAGUCGGAAAUAAGUGCGAUUUAGAAGACGAAAGGAGUGUAGGCAGAGAGCAAGGUCAAAACCGGGCCAAUGAAUGGAAGUGUCAGUUCAUGGAGACGAGUGCUAAAGCCAAACUCAACGUAAACGAGAUAUUUCACAAUCUUGUUCGGCAAAUCAAUGAAAAAACGCCCGAUCCUGCUUCGAAAUCAUCAAAAAAGUCUAAGUGCUGUUGCCUCUGA
Messenger RNA from Trichobilharzia regenti, 516 nucleotides. The record is from the annotation of a GenBank genome assembly. Lineage: Eukaryota; Metazoa; Platyhelminthes; Trematoda; Strigeidida; Schistosomatidae.